UCAGGAAGUUGUCAUGCGCGAUGCCCAUCGCUUCUUCGCCAUCUCGAGUCUUCUAAAACCUCCUGUAGAGUUAGGAAACUAGCUACGCCAUCAACAUCGUUGAACUCGUCUUCAAUGUAUUAUCAAAAACCCACUGCAGAGAGGUUUUUGGACAGACUUCAGUUCCGCCAGCGACGAGCUAGAGACAAACUUUAGCUACUGUUAGCUGUUGAUAGCGAAGUACUAAGGUAAGGUAAAUAACUUAACGCUGCCUGACUAUUUUUCAAAAGUUAUCUAAUUUCGUCGAUGUGUCCUCCCUCGCCACCGUCACGGGACUUAGAAGUCAUGUUGGGCGAAUCACUAAGUCACCCUAAUAAAAACAAUAAGCCAUCCGUUUUGACAUCCCACCAUGUCGGGGCCAACCUAAGCAAACCAAGGCAAGCAAUGUUGAAGAAAAGUGGGAGAAAACAACCUCGUUCGACAAUGUUGGGGUUACAGCGGACACACCACCAAAAAACGAUGAGAAAAAACCCCAUGCACCUGGCAGACAACAAUGUCGCAGUUUCGAAAUCCCCAGUGCAGAGUGCGGAGCUCGCGACCAACCGGACCCAGGCGACUGCGUUGACCCUUCACAAUCUUAAGCAGGGAACAAAGAAAGAGCUACUGAAGUCAAAAAGUGGGAGAGUGGAGAGAGCCACAGGACCAGCAGGCCAGUCUGUCCACAACCUCAAUAGACACAAUCAAGCUGCCCAGAAUCUGAUCACCCGGAGCCCUAGGAGCAGGCAUGCUAAUGCACCUGGCAAUGCUCUCUCAGUAAUGAAAAGCCACAGCAGCUGCCACCAGAAGCCACCCUCUGCUCCCUUCCAGCUCUGUGGAGAGGAGAAGAAGCCCUUCAACUCAGCUGACAGUGCCAAGAUUGUGAAUGUAUCCCCAGCUGAGCUUGUACCCGAGGAGGAGCUCAAAGACGGAGAGAAGAUCUAUGCUGGAGCUAAAUUCAGCGAGCCCCCGUCUCCAAGUGUCCUGCCCAAACCACCCAGUCGCUGGGUUGGUGAAACUGUCCCCCAACAUUCCGACCACAGCCGAGAGAAAAUGACUUUUCAUUUGAAGUCUUUGCUGAAGGUUCAAGAUAAACCAUGAUCACAAUGGAUGGAAAAGCUGGAACGAUCCUUCUAUACCUUAUCAAUGACAACACAUUUGGCACUAAAAAACUGGACCGAUUACUUAACAGCAACCGAAUGUAAUGAGUUUUUGAUCUGUAAUACAAUUUCACAUUGUUUUGAGCAAGCAGGCUUGUGUUUUUAUUUUAUUUUUAAUGAACUUCUGUAAAUGUAUAUUCUGUAAACAUGUAAAAUUAGUAUAUAUUUUUCAUGCUAUUUUAACAGAAAGUAUAGUUUUGUUACUGAAGCCUAAAAGAUGUUCACCAUGAACUGGUGCACUUUUUUACUGUAAAUAAUGGGCUGCAUUGCCCAUUGAGGGACAUUGAACGUAAGAAAACAUUUUACAAAUUUGCACAAGACUGACUGAAAAACAAACCACGGGUCCCCAUAGCGGCGAACAUAGAGUUGUGAUGGUUUGGGGUUCUGUGAACUUCACCCCACCUGUUGUGGCUGCUAUUGCCCUGAAAGCACUGUAGAGGACAGAACUCUCUAAAGGAAGAUUGUUUCACAACUCCUGUACUACAGUACACAUUUUUGUCCUGUAGUACAAAAAUAAUCUUGCCAGCUCAACGGCCGUUUUGAGCUGGCUGGGUGGGCGAGAUUAAGAGGAUGGCGUGGCAAUGUGAAAGUCUAAUGAAUCAAUGAUUCCCUUUGAAGAGGACAACUGCCGCUGCAGAAAACAGACAUUCAGCACUGAGUGCUUAUUCUUUUAAGUCUCUAGCACUGACUCAUUUCUGUUAUGUUAAAAAAAAAAAUGCUUUGUAUUUUUAAUGUCUUUCAUUUUCCCAUCUAAAGCACAGAAUUAUAUUUACCCAAAGUGAUCUUUAUUAUUAUGUAACACAUCUUUGACCCUAGCUAACAGAUUGUAACGGACUAAUGUGAUAAGAUCCUGAUGCUUCAUUAGCUGUUACAGAUUUGGUACUGUUUGGCGUAACACAGAGCAUUUUUGACCAACCUUAACGUGGCCACACUUCCUCAAUACCUAACAACCAGUGUCUUCUAAACGUCCAUGUCUAGUUGCAGGGGGUUUGUUUGAAUUUAGAAAGUGUGCCGUUAUUAAAUUUAAAUCGAUGUGUAAUCCUACAUCUUGUCUAUUUCAAAUCUUCUCUCAUUGACCGAGACAGGUGAUUUGACCUCUGGAGCCAGGCAGCUGCUAGAUCUUGUUCCUUGACUCUCAGUGAUGUCACAAUGAUGAAAUUGUAUUACUGUACCGAAGAUCGACUCAUGUUGCAAUUGUUAAAAGAAAAGUGAUUUUAGUCCAGUCACUAAAUUUGUAUUCAUGUUUAAAAAAACACCCCCCACAUGGCAAUUAGAAAAUUAUUUUUAAUUUUGAUGCAUUUAAUAUCUAAAUUGACAUUAAAAUGUUGGCUACCCCCAAUA
Messenger RNA from Salvelinus sp. IW2-2015, 2516 nucleotides. Its product is annotated as proline-rich nuclear receptor coactivator 1. Lineage: Eukaryota; Metazoa; Chordata; Actinopteri; Salmoniformes; Salmonidae. Gene Ontology annotation, cellular component: nucleus. The record is from RefSeq and is a predicted model, not a curated record.